AUUUUGGUUGUUCUGACGCUGGACUGAAGCAAACUGUGGAUGUGCUAGCAACAAACAAGCACUUUACGUGUGGAUAUAGAUAGCUAACUAGCUAAGCUAUUGUUAUAUUUUUACAGUAGCAAGCUUGCUAGCUAGUUAACCGUUCCCGUAACGUAGCUAGAUAAGUACUGAAAGGUAAGCAACUAACGUUAGCUAGCUUUGGCAAUCAGUGUCAUGAUUAGCUAGCUACGUUAGCUAACUAGCUACCAAGCAGGCUCCUUAAUUAAAUAACUAAUAUGUAGCUAACAGUAACGUUAAUCUGCCGUUGACGUUAUCUAGCUAAGGUCAGCUAGGUGUUUCUAAUAGACUUAUUUCGGUCUGGCACCAUGCUAACGUUAUGUUGUGACCCCUCUGAAAAGUUUAGUUAAUCUUGUUGUUUCAUAAUUCUAGAGUUGGUGGCCAAAGCGGGCCAGUGAGGAGGACAGAAUGUCGGGCGACCUGGUAGGGGUGUGGGAAGUGGCCCUGAGCGAUGGAGUCCAUAGAAUUGAGUUUGAACAUGGCACAACAACGGGGAAAAGGGUAAUCUACAUAGACGGAAAGGUAAAACUUGAUCAAUAAUGUUUACGUUACACUUAACCCUAUGUAUUAGACAAGCUCACUCGACUCUCUCUCUGUUUGAGAUGGAGUGGUAGCUUCUCUUCAUCUCCCUCAAUGGCAGUAGCAUUCAGAGUACCAUUUGACAUGCAUGCCUUUGCUAUGUAUUGCAUUUGUGUGUGUGUGUUUUAGCCUACAAUUACUACUCGGGUACUGUCCAAAAAGUAAAUGUAGGAAUUUUGAAUGUAGGUAUAAUAUUAUCAUAGUAUGACAAUAACAUACAGUCACACUGAAUUAUUGUCCCGCUUGCAUUUUUUCCUUUGCCCAGGAAAUUGUAAGGAGAGACUGGAUGUUCAAGCUGGUGGGAAAGGAGACCUUCAACGUGGGAAGCGCGGCCACCAAAGCGACCAUUAACAUUGACGCAGUGAGCGGCUUUGCUUAUGAAUACACACUGGAGAUCAAUGGGAAGAGCCUGAAAACGUACAUGGAGAACCGCUCCAAAGUCACCAGCACUUGGCUGCUCAAUCUGGACGGCAUCGACUGCAGGGUCGUCCUGGGUAAAAUAUGUGCCCUAUUGGUCCAUUUCCUCUCCCCAGCUUGUAUUGCAAACAUAUUGCGGGUUAUUGCGGGUGUAGUGAAAUUCUUAUAAGGGAAAACAGGUUUUGAUGGUGGCCUCUAUUGGCACAUUGUCUGCCCGACUCACUAUGGCAUUAGGUUUUAUUGAGCCAUUGAGAUUUAUUUACAAAGUGCAAAAGAUUGCUGUGGCAAUGUUUGUCUUUUGUGGGUGUUUGCAAAGCACCUCCCAUAAAAUAUAAAUCACAUCAAAUGACUGAAGUCUGAAUUCUGAUAGGCUAUCUCAGCCACUCCGUAACUUCAAAGUGAAAUAGAUGGGUUCAAAAUACACUUGCCUGUUUUUAAUAAGCCCCAAAGGUAACAUUAGGUCUGACUUGUUGUAACACAAUGAAAGGCAAUGGUGCUAAACAAAAUCAAUGACCUGGUUACAAACCCAUGUGUUAGGUUCUUGGUUGUUGCAUUUAUUAGUUUAUGAGGAUAUGGAACUGACAAUUUACCAUUGCAUUAGCUAGGCUAUAGUACCUUUGACGGUUCUCUAUUGAACAGAGUGGGUGUGACUGUAAAAACAUUCACUCCUAGUAUUGUUAGGUGAGUGUUAGCCUAUUUCUUUAUGCUACACCCCUUCCAACUCGCGCCCCUCAACAACUUGCUAGUUUUUUUUUUUAUUGUGCCCAGCAACCAAAACAAAGACCACAUGAAUUGACUGGACUAUUUAGAAUAGCAAUGCUUAUCUUCCACUGAUGUUAUGUCAUGGAUGAGGCUGUUAUUUUUAUUUCACACCACCAUCCUAGGGCUUAUGGAAAAUAGUAGGCCUUGUAACUGUUCCAGACUGGGAAAGACAGGUAGCCUAGAGGUUAAAGAGGUGGGCCAGUAACCAGAGGGUUGCCAGUUCCAAUCCUGGGUCUGAGGGGAAAAUCAAGAGCUGGAUGAGAGCUGGCAACUGGAGAUGCUAUCACCUGCUGUUGUGCCCUUGAGCAAGGCACCUCUCACCUGAAACUGCUCCAGGGGCACAUUUCUAUGGCCUACUUCUUCAUUUUCUUCUUCUUCAUUUGGCACUUUGCCAACCUGCCCUCCACCACUGCUCACCUUUUCUAAGAAUUGGCUCAGGUGGGUUAAUCAUCUUGUCUAACUGUUGGGUGAAACAAUUCACGUAUUUAUCAUUAAUUAGCCACUGCAAAUCUCUUUGCUAACUUAACCCUAUGUAUUAGACAAGCUCACUCGACUCUCUCUCUGUUUGAGAUGGAGUGGUAGCUUCUCUUCAUCUCCCUCAAUGGCAGUAGCAUUCAGAGUACCAUUUGACAUGCAUGCCUUUGCUAUGUAUUGCAUUUGUGUGCAAUACAUAGCUGUCUCCAAAAAGUCAAGGUUUCGCCAGCAAUAUUUACUUAUUGACGUUCUUUGACUUCUCCACUUUACAAGCUCAGAAUCCACUUAUGUUGGUAGGCAGUUAAUUGUAUGUGUUCCUUGAUUGUAUUUGUCAACCCUGUCCCUGUAUUCACAGAGAGAAGCAACUGUGCAGUGUUUUUUUCUAGAUAAAAAAGGGGGCUUAGGUGGUUGGCGUGGAAAUGGGCGCGGUAGGCUUGUUGACACGGCUGAUUUGUAGAGAAUUUUAGAGGCCCCCAUCUUGGCGGUGUAGAUAAUUUUUAUAACUUUUAGUCAAUUUUCCUGCAAUUCUACACAUUUCUCCAUGGAGCUGAGAGACAUUUGCAGUUUUAAAGCUAAUUUCCUGCAAUUCUACACAUUUUGACAUGCAGCUGAGAGAAAAUGUUGUCGUUUAAAAGCUACUUUCCUGCAAUUCUAUGCAUUUUGCCAUGGCUAAUUCUGUGUUAUUUUGCUCAAACAUAAUAACAAAAUCAAUACUGCUAAAUUCAUUGUUUUUGGAAUUUCCUAUUCUCCCUGACUGUCUAGCUUUUAUAUUGGUGAUUGUUAGUUCUCAAAGAUUAUAUUAUUUAAAAAAAUAUAUAGGUCAUUAUCUUUUCUACAUACUUUAUAUCUGGUUUUAGUUCUGGUUUUAGUUGUUUCAGUUUACACUGAAAAGGGUAAACAGAAAAAUCCCUGCUGUGUUUACAAGCAGGGGAUAUCCACGAGUCCACAACCCUUGCUCUCAGAAACAAUUGGAGUGUUAUGCACACUAUCCAUAAAAGCCACUGAGGAUACUGAAAGCCUGUCAUAUCUGCAUUAAAUUAUCAGUUUAAUUAAUUUAAUGUGCUCUAAAUAGUAACGUGAAAAAUAAUACUGAAGGAAAACACGUAAAUGAAUCUAGUUAGGUGUACUACCAUAACCAACACGAUGCCAAAAUGAUCUUCUCUCUAUCAAGGUUAGCAGGAGAGCAUUUGAAAGAGACUGGAGAAAUCCAGGUUGAUUUGCAGUGCCAUUGGUAGCUUUGACUCACGCUCCUUUGAAAUCAGUCAAAAGCCUAUCUCAAUAUAUAGCCUAAGAAAAAUGCUUUACUUUGGCAGAAGCCAAGUCACAGCUAUUGUAAAGGCAUGUUCUCAUGGUGAUCAUCAUCAAUCAGGAGUACAAUAUGUGCUGCUUACAUUUUCUGUGUAUCCUGAAGUAUUUUAUUGAUGUUUGCCUUAUGUGUUAUUUUUCUCUUUCCACAGAGAAAGACACCAUGGAUAUUUGGUGUAAUGGACAAAAAAUGGAGACAGCGGUAAGCAUCUUCCCUCCAAUCAUGCUGAGAAUCACUUAACACAAAGAUGAACACUAGCAACGCGUAUGCCCCGCCUACCUGUCAAUCUUCUAUUUCCUGUUUGAGGGGUGCAAAAUCCACUUGUCACUUAAAUUUUGCUGGAUCGAUUGCUUUUAUUAUAAUCCUGCGACUCUUUCAUACUCUUGCUUGUGCCUUUAGUUUUUUCCCGUUAACGUUACAACUGCGGAAAUAUUUGUAAUGUCCUGUCAAGCACACUCCGGUAAUGGCUGAAAUGGGCUCAAUGGAAUACGUUGUCUUUCCGUUGCAUCUAUAAGAAUGUUUAAGCUUUGUUGUGGAUUUUAACACAUCUCGACACUUACAUCACAAGAAAGAGAAGAAAGCUACCUUUAUUUUGAUGGGUGUUCAUUUUUGGGGAAUUGAAGAAAGUAAUAAUUUAAUACAGUUGAAAUGUUUACAAAUUAGAUGCGCUGAAAUGAACGCAACUUCCGAAAAUGAUCUCUUGGAUUAUAGUGAUAUUAUGUCUGAUCUCGCAAACAAUGUAAAGUAUGUAUAGAUAGGUGUAAUCUAGAGCCAAGUGUGUUGAUUUUUAAUCCGAGGGUAUCCUGCUAUUGACACACUUGUUGAAUCAUGCAACAGAACGUGACAACAAUGGUAAUUAAUGAGUCAGUCGAGACAGUACUAGUAUAUGCAGGAAGGCCUAGACAAAGCAAUUCUUUGGUGGUUGCAGCCUGCUCCACACCUUUAUGUUAAUUUAUUCAUAAAUGCAUUCACACCCAGUGAAUUAAUGCAAAUUAGGCACAUAUAACUUAGAUUAUUUGAACACAAAAUAUUGUAAACAAUACCUGAUACAAUUAGAAAAUGUAUGAGUGCAUUCUAAGAAAAAAUUUGAGCGUGCAUGAUUAGCAUUAUUUGACGCAAUAACAGGGAAAUGCACCACUCCUAACCUCUCAGCCCACUUAAAAUCCACCAUAUCCCUCCAUACACUCUUAAUUUAUGUAUAAUAUUUACAUUACGUUAAACUUUACUGAAAUCUAUUGAUCAUAAAUGCGAAUCUGUUCAUCUCUAUCUCGUUCACAGGGGGAGUUUGUGGAAGACGGUACUGAGACACACUUCACUCUAAGCGACCACGACUGUUGCAUUAAGGCCAUGAGCAGUGGAAAGAGGCGAGAUGGCAUUAUCCACACUUUGCUCGUGGACGGCACAGAGAUAGCUGAAACCACAGAGUGAUUUUGUGUGUGUGUUUUGAGCACUUUGACGGAGCGAAGACAGCCUUUGCAAAUCAGGGACACAAUAAUAGACUGAACAUUGGUGCUGUGUGAUAUUUCACUGUCAAGCUGGAGCCCAUGAGGUACCUCUGCACAAUGACCACGAUCUUAGAUGGUUAUCUCAUGGGCUCCAGUUCUGCAGACAUACAGUAUUUUCUAUCAUUUUAUCUGGUAAACUGACAUUAUCACCAGUGGGUGAAAGGCAGGAUGCGCAGUUGUGUCAAGAGGAGUAGUCAUGUCAAUAAAAGCCUACUCCUAAAUGGGAAAACAUUUCUUAAUUUUUAAGUUGAUAUGCCAGAAAGUGCACUGUGUAUGAGGAAUUAUCCUUGUACUUGUACAUUUACAAAACAAAUGGCACCCUAUUCCCAUUGACCAGAGGUAGCCAUAUGGGCCCUGGUCAAAUGUAGUG
Molecule: messenger RNA, 5470 nt
Organism: Coregonus sp. 'balchen'
Lineage: Eukaryota; Metazoa; Chordata; Actinopteri; Salmoniformes; Salmonidae
Source: the annotation of a GenBank genome assembly